AAUGAAUAGAGAAGACAUUGUCAAAGAGAAGAGGGUCUUUUACGACAAAUGUGGAUUUCCAAAUCUUGUUGGAGCAGUGGAUGGGACCUUAAUCCCAAUCACUACUCCAACUGUAGAUGAGGAAGUCUACAUUUGUCGUAAAGGUUAUCACGCCAUCAACUGCCAGGCCAUAGUUAACACCAGUUUGAAGUUUAUUGAUGUUGUUGCGAGAUGGCCGGGGUCUACCCAUGAUGGAGCGGUCUUUGACAAUUCAAGAAUUAAGGGACAUCUUGAUGUUACUGCAAAUGUCAUUCUCCUGGGCGACAGUGGCUACGCCCUGAGUCCUUCCCUACUCACCCCCAUAAGGAAUCUCCAUACCCAACAGGAAGAGCGGUACAACCGCAGACACAAGAGGGGUCGGGAAGUUGUGGAACGGGCAUUUGGAAUAUUAAAGUCAAGAUUCAGAUGUCUACAUCGAUCAGGGGGUGUUCUGCCCUAUAAGCCACAUCAGUGUGCGGCCUUGUUUGUUGCGUGCUGCCGCCUGCAUAAUCUUCUGAUGGAAAAUGGGGAUGAACAAGAAGUCGAUGCUGAUGUACAGGAGGAGGAUGACAAUGAUGAUGACCGUGUUUAAGUUGAACACAAUCAACGUAGUGCUGCUGUUCGGGAGUUUUAUUUUAAUCUAAAUUAACAUUCUUUUUUAUUUUAAAGGUGAUAUGAGGUUACAGAGCCGGGGACAUAGACAAAACAAGUCUAUAAAAUGUGUGUUUAUUUACAUCUGAUAAAGACAAAACAAGUCUAUAAAAUGUGUGUUCACUUACGUCUUGUUAAGACAAACCAAGUCUAUAAAAUGUGUGUUAAUUUACAUCAGAUAAAGACAAAACAAGUCUAUAAAAUGUGUGUUCAUUUACGUCUGAAAAAGACAAAACAAGUCUAUAAAAUGUGUGCUGAAUGAGACAUAGCUGAUUAAAUAUGUUUUGGGGCUGAGGGACAUAGCUGAUAUUAUAGCUUUUGGGCCAUGUGAUUUAGCUGAUUAUAUAGGUUCUUGGGCCGGGGGAUAUAGCUGAUAUCAUAGGUUUUGGGGUUAUGGAACAUAGCUGAUAUUAUAGGUUUGGGGGCUGUCGUGCAUGUGUCGUCAGCAAUUACCUUGUUAACCGUCUAGAAGCCACAUUUAUUUUCAAUAACCAUAAAUCUUGGUCAGAAGAUUUGUAUGAGUGAAAUAUCGGUCAAGUUUGAAACUGGGUGACCUCGGGUUAAAAACUUGGUCUCCAGAUCGAUUGGAAGAAAAGCUUGUUAACGCUCUAGAGGCCACAUUUAUAGCACAAUUAGCAUACAUCUUGGUCAGAACAUUUUAUCGACUGAGAUCACAAAAGAGUUUGAAACUGGGUCACCUCUGGUCAAAAAGUAGAUCAUCAGGUCAAAUUGAAAACUUUUUUAAAUACUCUUUUGCAUCAUUGCACAAACAUCAUAGUGCAUGGUAUUACAUGCUUGGUGCAACUCAUGUGAGUGCUUUAUGGCUAUUUGGCCCUUUUGUUAAAUUGUAGAUUAAAAUGUUUCUUUUUAUGUCCCCUAGCACUAUAGUAGGGAACAUAUUGUUUUUGCCAUG
Messenger RNA from Dreissena polymorpha, 1582 nucleotides. Its product is annotated as putative nuclease HARBI1. The coding region runs from base 2 to 610 and encodes 202 amino acids. The record is from RefSeq and is a predicted model, not a curated record. Lineage: Eukaryota; Metazoa; Mollusca; Bivalvia; Myida; Dreissenidae. The transcript has 4 exons.